GUUCGAAUCUCUAAGGUGACGAAUUUUUGAUUUACGUUUCUACCGUUACAUACCUCGGUUAUCAACGCGUUCGCCGUUAGCGGCAUUACCUAUUUUGUUUCUGUCCAUCAUGAGCUCAGCUAAGUACGCGAAUCUUCCAGAUAUCGACACAGCGCCCGAUGUGUACGAAACGGAGGAUGUACCCACAUUGGAACAAGGGAAUAAAGGCGAUGGUAGUGACGAGGAAAGGGAACGGCCGCGUAAACACGGGGAGGUUGGGAACGGGGAGGAGCUGGAUUCAAGCAGCCUGAUUGCAAUGGAUGCCGCGAGCUCAAGGUUCAGAAAGGCUGAACAGAGGAGAGAACGACUGCGAACUACGUAUGAAGACGACGACGAACCCGCGAAGCUGACUCUGAGCCAUAGGCUCCAAGCCCUACAGAUUGAGCUCGGUGCGUUGGAGGCUGAAAUGGCCGAUCCUACAAAUCCUCAAGUGAGCAAGGAAAAGGAUCCUGGAGAGCUCAUACGUGGUAUCGUUGACGUUCGGGACCGACUUGAACAUAUCAGGAAGGGGAAGGAAGGAAGGGGGCGGUUAGUAGGUGUCAUGCUCGAAGACCAUGGCUUCAAGGAAAACCAAGAAAAGGAUACCGACAUUGACGAGAAGGGUGCCUCUGAAAAGCAGCCGUCUCUUGGACUCGUCGAGAUGGACGAAAGGGUCGGGCAGCUCGAAAAGCUCGUCGGCUCGUCGACGACUGCACUCGAUGAACUCAGCCCGUUGCCUCCUCCACUGGUCCCUCUCAUUACGCGUCUCAAUACGCAACUCACGCUCUUAACGCAGCCCAGACAUAUUGAUUCCAUCUCGCGCCGACUUAAACUUCUUCUAUCCGACUUGGACCGGACUGCAGCUCAUUCACAUCGACGACAGGGUUCUCAGCCAAACGCAGCAACGACGUCUACCGCUGAGCAGUUGCUACCCCUUUUGAAUAGACUGGGGUCAAGUCUUCCUCAGAUUCCUCACGUUUUGGCCAGACUGAGGACAUUGUCUGGAUUACAUGCCGCUGCUGGUGAGUUUGAAGCGACCUUGAAGGGGUUGGAGGAAGAACAGCGUCAGAUAAAGGAGGGUCUUGCUGAACUUGAGGGUGCCCUUGAGGGCGUGGAGAAGAGUCUGGAAGAAAAUAGAGGAGUUGUAAAAGGAAAUGUCGAGGGUUUGGAGGAUCGAAUGAACAGAUUGUUCAAACGCCUGGAUGAAAUCCAAGCAUGACAGAACUUUGACCGGGACCCCAGUAUUUUAUUGUCAUCUUGACAUUUUUAGUGUUUCUUCUUGUCCUCUUUACGAUCUCAAUCUUGAGCCACCUUGCAUUGUUCGCUCCUUUGGUCCAUAAAUGAUCCGUCAAUUAUUUAAAUCGUAGAUGGGCGC
Messenger RNA from Desarmillaria tabescens, 1393 nucleotides. RefSeq names its product Dynamitin-domain-containing protein. Lineage: Eukaryota; Fungi; Basidiomycota; Agaricomycetes; Agaricales; Physalacriaceae. The record is from RefSeq and is a predicted model, not a curated record. The transcript is spliced from 4 exons. Gene Ontology annotation, biological process: mitotic spindle organization. The coding region runs from base 110 to 1237 and encodes 375 amino acids. Gene Ontology annotation, cellular component: dynactin complex; cytoplasm.